Leptidea sinapis is the source of this 3135-nucleotide messenger RNA. Its product is annotated as mitochondrial fission process protein 1. The record is from RefSeq and is a predicted model, not a curated record. Gene Ontology annotation, cellular component: mitochondrion. Gene Ontology annotation, biological process: mitochondrial fission. Bases 216 to 665 code for a protein of 149 amino acids. Lineage: Eukaryota; Metazoa; Arthropoda; Insecta; Lepidoptera; Pieridae. The transcript has 4 exons.
UAAAUUUGAAUGUUUUUCUAGGAAUAUUUAAUUUUCAUUCGUAUGUAAUGGUUUAAUUUAUUUCUUUUGUUUGUUGUUGGACUAUAAUUAAUUUGUAAAAAUAGUUUAAAAGCAAUAUCUGUUACCUAACUUUGCAACUGAUUUUUAUUAAAUUUUAUUAUUUUAUUAUUUACUUAGUACGUAUUAAAAUGUUUUACUUAGAAUAAAAUUCUAAAAUGGGAGAAGUUGAUUUCUUUCGAGAUACCUGGGUGCGAUAUUUGGGAUAUGCCAAUGAAGUUGGUGAGUCGUUUCGCCCUCUAAUUCCUGUGAAGGUGGUGAGAGCAAGCUACGCUGUUGCAUUUGCUUAUGGUCUUGCGGAUACUGCGGACAAAAGUUGGAAUACUUAUAGGAAAGAUGGAAGACCAAAAAGAGUAUUGGUGGAAACUGGAGAUGCAUUCAUUUGGCAAACUCUUGCAUCAGUUAUUAUACCGGGCUUCACCAUCAACAGGAUAUGUGCCGUAUCCCAAAAUUUGUUGAAAAACAAAGCUCCUAAAAUACCACCGACUCCGAGGAAUUUGAUAACGGUCGCCAUUGGCUUACUCUCCAUACCCAUCAUAGUGAGGCCCAUAGACAAGGGAGUUCAUAUCCUUAUGAAUUUGACUUACAGACGAUGGCUACAGGAAUAGUCGUCCUAACCCUUAUAUUGUAAACAGGUGUAUGGCAUUAUUGAAUUUGUAGGCGAUCUAAUUAAAAAGUAGGUUUGUAGAAUAUAGGUUUCAUCUGCGAACAAAAAAAAAUAAUGAGAUUGUCGUUUGGCAGCUGUCAAAUGUCAUUCCUUCUCUGGAACAUUUAAUUAGGCUUAGGCCGCACUAUGCGGUUACUAUUACUAAUAGAGCGGUUAAGGCUGGGGACCGAAUCAACGGCCUUGAGGAAUCGAGCGGAGCUAGGUUACCUAUCUCGCACAAGAUCGCCAUUUUUGAAAUUCAUAAUUAAAAGCAUUUUUAAUUUAUUACAAAAAUAAUACAAUUUUCUUUACAAAAAUAACAAAACUAUGUCUUGUUAAAUAGUAUUGGUAAACAGUAAAUUAAUUUUCAUGCAAUUAGAAUUCAAUAUAUAACAUAGCUCCAACUGUAAAAAUUAAGGAUACUUUGGUGAAUUUUUUCGCAAUGUCUAUUUAAGAUAGAUAUAUAAUUAUUUUUUGUAAUAGUAAAAACUUUCCAUAAACCGUUAAGAAAUGGUUUCAAUUAUGCGCUAUUUUGGCGAUUUCUUGGGAUAGCGGCCUUAACACCACGGUUAUAAACCGCGAAACUACGCGCAAUUUUCACAGUUUGAAGAUGGAAUUAAAAGAGCAAUAUAUUGUUGCUUUGGUAUCUACUAAGAAACAGAAAAAAUAUAUAUCAACGAAAAUUUCGAAAAUAUCGCUUGAAUAAUUUUUUUGAUUUAUUAUAUAUACUCACGGACCAGUAAAAGAACAAGGACUCCGCGCCGUGAUAUUAGCAAGUGAAGCACCUUUAUGCUAGUGUGUGUGCGGUUACGGGGUAUACCAGUUACACAAUUUUUUCUCCCUUAGAUAAUCAUAUAUCCACAAAUACUUUGUUUUUAUACGUUUUUACAACGCAUAACGGCAUUUUGAAAAUAUUUUAUUGCAACGCAAACUAAUCUGUCACAGACGAUGGCAAAUCUCAUAAUGGCGGCCGAUCGGCUUGUAUUAGUGUAAAUGUGUGCGUGGGGCUAUGUAUUUACAAGUUUACCGACUUGUUUUGAUGCCUCACUGUUAUGUAAGGUGACAUGGAGUCCUUUUUUUUUUCUCGCCCGUGUAUAUACUAUAUAUAUUUACAGCGGGAAUUAACAAGACGUGCGGCCGCUUGUAUUCAUUUUCUUGUUUCAUAAACUCACACGGUUAAAAACUGCUGCGGUUUAACAGUAGUGUGGUCCAAGCCUUAGAUUGAAUACAAAUUGAAUAAUGUUAAGAGUUGUCACGCGCAAAUUUGGAAUUGCUUGUUUUUUUUUAGUUAUACUGCGCAACAGGCAAUGGUUUUUUAGUUUUAUAAUGCUUUACGAUAAUCUGUAUUGUAGGGAUUUUUUCCCUCACAUCAGACAAUAGGUAACUGUAAGCAGCUCACGUUACAGUAAUAAUUGAAUGGAUAUUGUGAGAAAUUCCGUUCGAGGGAACUGAGGCAUUGUGCGACCGUUAUAGAAGAAAUUUAUUUUCGCUGUGCGCACGAAUUUAGAAUAGUUCUGAAUAGUUCUACUGGUAUGAGACAUCGCAGUAGCGAGAGUUUUACAUUAGUAGGAUACUUAUUUAUAUUAGAUCAAUUAGCAACGAAAAACUAUAAAACAAUGGAUAGAAAUUGUAGAGUAUAGAUAGCCCAUAGUAGAAGCUUUCCAUGACAUAGAAACCUACUUAAAAGGCAUUUAUUUUCUCAAAAUUGAUUUCUUUAGAAUUCUUUUUGAUGUCAUUUCUAAUAUACUAGAUACAGUAACCGCUUCGGAAACAAAUGGCGCUCUGAGAUAGAAGAAGCGGCGCAAGAUACUCUUCCAACAUUCUUUUUUGCGCUCUUUUUAAUAAAAAUAUACAAUAUUCUACUGACAAAAUACAAUAUUGUACUGUCACAAAAUUUAUUUAAAGUCGUAACAGCGCUGAUUUGAUUUCAUAUACGCAUCAAACAACCGGAAAAUAAUAAACGACAAGGUGAGAUACGCCGUACCCACUACUGCAGUGCUGUUUAGGAUUUUUGACAGCUCAAAAUUCAGAGCGCCGCGAUUGCACUCGUCACCGUGAGACAUUAGAAUCUCGAAAUCUCUCAUUUCAAAGCAAUGCAAUGGCACAAACGCAAAUCCAAUAAACCACGAAUAAAAUGAAGGUAAUCUCAACGUAAUUUUCGUUUCAAGUUUAAGAAUAACGAGAUACAAAGCAUUGAAUGCAACAAUGAAACGAGGGCAAACAUAAGGUACACAAUUGGAUGUAUUUCAUAAAAAAACGUACGAAGCCACAAACAUAACAUUUUAACACCCACACACACACACACCCAGGCACACACACACACACACACAUACAGAGUGCACUUUUUGACCUUUCGGUUCAUAUUGCUAACCAUAGAAUGUAAAUUGGUUGCCUACAGGACAGGCUACGCCUAGUGUAGGUACCAAAUAUGA